UUUUAGAGGUCCCCUCCAACCUAACCCAUUCUAUGAUGGCUCUAUUCUUUGUAAGCCCCUGGAAUAAUCUCACCUGUCUCAUUUGCAGGCCAUGAAAGGGCUCUUGGCACAGCCUUGUGGCUCUCCCCAUCACCAGAACUACUCCCCAUACACCUCCUGCAGCCCCUUCUUUCCUCCAUGGCUCGCAGUUCCCCCAAACAAACCAGCACAGCUAAAGGCUGAGUGCAUAACAAGGGUUUCAUCCUUCACCUGCACAGCACCCACAUUACACAGCCGUGAUGGGGAGAUCUCACACUGCUGUCACCCGCAGAUGAUGCAACCAGCUCCCACCCCUCCAAGAAACAAGAGCUUCCCCCCAGCGCUGUGCAUGGGGGCUCAUACACUCAGCAUUCGCUGCAUGCCAGCUGUGGGGCAGGCAGCCUCCUCCUUCCCUCCUCCCCUCUUGAAACUCGAUGCAGCAGAGGAAGCUGAUUGCAAGAUUAAUUACGCAUUUUCCCAAACCUGACGGCUGGGGGACAGUGAGCAAAAAGUGCUGCCUGCUUCCCUGACUGGGUUCACUUAGAGGAGAGAGCAGACUGAGGACGGAGACGGGGACGUGGGGCACCAUGGUGCUGGUGGUGCCCAUUGUGUUGCUGCUCCUGGCACUGCUGCCACCGGUGUGGAUGCUGCAGGAUGCAGGAGCCCUGCAGGGGAGCACAGAGCCAGAUCCCUCCACUCCAGCCCUGCUCCGUCUGUCCGACACGCUGCUGACUCACUACAGGAGGGGAGUCCGACCCGUGCGGGACUGGCGCACCACCACCACUGUGGCCAUUGAUGUCAUGGUGUAUGCCAUCCUCAGUGUGGAUGAGAAGAACCAGGUGCUGACCACCUACAUCUGGUACAGACAGCACUGGACAGAUGAGUUCCUGCAGUGGGACCCUGCACACUUUGACAACAUCACACAGAUUUCCCUCCCUGCGGAGAGCAUCUGGGUGCCUGACAUCCUCAUCAACGAGUUCGUGGAUGUCGGGAAGUCCCCUGAUGUCCCCUACGUCUACGUUCGCCACCACGGAGAGGUCCAGAACCUCAAACCCAUCCAAGUGGUGACAGCCUGCAGCUUGGACAUCUACAAUUUCCCCUUCGACGUCCAGAACUGUUCGCUUACCUUCACCAGCUGGCUGCACAACAUCCACGACAUCAACCUCUCGCUGUGGCGGCAGCCGGAGCUGGUGAAAUUCGACAGGAGCGUCUUCAUGAACCAGGGCGAGUGGGAGCUGCUCUACGUACUCAGCCACUUCCAGGAGUUCAGUGUCAAAAGCAGCGACAGCUACGCCGAGAUGAAGUUCUACGUGGUCAUCCGGAGGCGUCCUCUCUUCUAUACUAUCAACCUGCUGCUCCCUAGUAUCUUCUUGAUGGUGAUGGAUAUUGUAGGCUUCUACCUGCCUCCCAACAGCGGCGAGAGGGUCUCUUUCAAGAUUACUCUCCUCCUGGGUUACUCAGUUUUCCUCAUCAUUGUAUCCGACACACUUCCAGCUACUGCUGUUGGCACCCCAUUGAUAGGCAUCUAUUUUGUGGUGUGCAUGGCGCUGCUCGUCAUCAGCCUCACGGAGACCAUCUUCAUUGUGCGCCUGGUACACAAGCAAGACCUGCAGCCUCACGUCCCCAGCUGGGUGAAGCACUUACUGCUGGAACGUGCCACUGCGCUGCUCUGCAUCUGGGACAGGAAGAAAUUCAGCCAAACCAGAACACAGAGCUCAGACAUCUCCAGGCACGUGGAGAACAAUGACAGCACAGCCAAACUGAACCACUACAGUUCUGAAGACCCUCGGGAGCGAGAGGUGGCAGGGGGCACAAGGCCCACCCCUGCCUUUGCCACUCCAGCAGAGGGCUCUCUGCUCAUUCACAGCAUCCUGCACGAGAUCACCACCAUCCGCCAGUUCCUUGAGAAGCGUGAUGAAUUUCGUGAUGUUGCCCGUGAGUGGCUGCAAGUGGGCUACGUGUUGGAUGUCCUGCUCUUCCGAGCAUACCUGGUGGCUGUCCUGGCCUACACUAUCACACUGGGCACCCUCUGGUCGGUGUGGCAAUAUGCCUGAGCUGUAUUUUGGGGCAGGCAAGGUGAGAACCUCAGAUGCUGCUGUGCUCCAGAAGACUGGAACAGAACUCCCUGGUUCUUGCACUCAGCACCACCUGUGUUUUCUGAGUACAGGGAUCCAGACUGGUUCAAUCACCCCACUUCCAGUAGCUCUAAAGCAGCAUCUGAGCACUAAGAUAAGGGCUGAGUAAAAGCGAGCAAACACAGAGCACACCCACCCCAACCGAAUCAUUGUUAGCUCCAACCGAGCUCCUUUCCCCUUCUCUCACCUCACAAGGGCUUCCCGGGUGGUUGCACCCCCUGCACCCAUCUCCUCCUCCCCCCAACCGGGACAAGACCACGAGCACAGCGCGGCUCCGGCCCCGCCCGGCGCUUCAGCACCACGGACAGCGGCACCGGCACAGCCCGGCUCCGGCCGCUCCCGUCGGGGCUCAGCCCCCACCUUGCCCAGCGGGGGCUCAUCUGGAGCCCACCCCUCUCCCCUCCCUUCCCCAGGGUGUUUCCCCACUCCCAGCUCCAUCUCAGGGUCACCCAACUUCUUCCCAGUCCCACCUUCAUCCUCAUCAUUUAACCUGCUGCGGAAGAGGGACGUGGAUCUGCCCUCCACCAGCUCCACUCACCCUGCACGAAGCACUGAAAGCUGCACACUUGUUUUUCGCUCUUUGUUAUUGCUCUACCAGAGCCAGGGGCUCAGCAGGUCCUGCAUGUCUAUGUCUCCCCUUCUCCUGAAUGUUUUUUGCAUGCUUGACUGGCAGAUCCCCUCCACAUUCCUACCCACCAGUACAGUAACUGGGGAGAACUAGCUGGGGGGAGACACAAAUAAAACUCUAAAAAGCAAUGCAAAUGGGUCUGUUGCCAUAGGAAAGCAAUGCUGGAAGAGAGCAACAAGGUUACCUGUCUUAGUCGUCCGCUAAUGCAAGCUUCCAAAGCUGUCAUAUAUAAGCAUGCUCUCUCUGUGCACCUCUGCCAGGGCAGAG
Messenger RNA from Coturnix japonica (Japanese quail), 3048 nucleotides. Its product is annotated as 5-hydroxytryptamine receptor 3A-like. Gene Ontology annotation, molecular function: transmembrane signaling receptor activity; extracellular ligand-gated monoatomic ion channel activity. Gene Ontology annotation, biological process: monoatomic ion transmembrane transport. Lineage: Eukaryota; Metazoa; Chordata; Aves; Galliformes; Phasianidae. The record is from RefSeq and is a predicted model, not a curated record. Gene Ontology annotation, cellular component: postsynaptic membrane.